This is a messenger RNA of Trichosurus vulpecula (common brushtail), 1266 nucleotides long. It is a transcript of the gene OMD, whose product is annotated as osteomodulin. NCBI's taxonomy places the organism in Eukaryota, Metazoa, Chordata, Mammalia, Diprotodontia, Phalangeridae. Gene Ontology annotation, molecular function: protein binding. Bases 10 to 1266 code for a protein of 418 amino acids. The transcript has 2 exons. The record is from RefSeq and is a predicted model, not a curated record.
CAUGAGAACAUGAGUCUUCUCAGGCAUCUAUCGAUCAUUUUCUUCUGUUUUGAAGUCGCUGUAUAUUGUCAGUAUGAGAUGCACCAGAUGGACCAUGACUACGACGAAGAGAGUGAUGAUGAAUAUUCGCCUCCGUUUUAUUUCCAUUCCAAUCGAGAUUAUGGGAUUGCCGCUUACCCAGGUCCUCUGGGCUGUGCUCCAGAAUGCUCCUGCCCACUGACCUUCCCAUCUGCCAUGUACUGUGACAGGCGCAAGCUUAAGGCCAUCCCAAGGAUCCCCACACACAUUCAACAGCUCUACCUUCAGUUCAACGAGAUAGAGGCCGUGACGGCCCAUCCAUUUGCCAAUGCUUCUAACCUGAGAGAAAUCAACCUCAGCCACAACAGAAUCAAGUCUCACAAGAUUGAACACGGCGUGUUUGCCAAACUUCCUCAUCUCUUACAACUGCAUUUGGAUCACAACGAUUUAGAAGAUUUUCCAUUUCCUCUUCCUAAUUCUUUAGAAAGACUUCUUCUUGGGAACAAUGAGAUCUCUAGAGUGGAGGCGAAUGCCAUGGAAGGAUUACUAAAUCUAACCAUGCUGGACCUCUGCCACAAUCAGCUGCAUGACUCUUCACUGAAAGAAAAACUUUCCCACAUGAGCAAAUUGAUGCAACUCAAUUUAUGUAGCAACAGAUUGGAGUCAAUGCCUCCUGACUUACCUUCAUCACUUAUGCAUCUGUCUCUAGAAAAUAAUUCCAUUUCUCUCAUACCAGACAACUACUUCAAAAAAUUCCCCAAGCUCCUUGCCCUGAGAAUAUCGUACAACAACCUGCAAGAAAUUCCAUAUGACAUUUUUAACAUUUCCAGCCUUGUAGAGCUCAAUGUUGGACAUAACAAACUGAGGCAAGCAUUCUACAUACCAAGAAACUUGGAACAUCUGUACAUGGAAGACAAUGAAUUUGAACACAUAAACAUCACCCUGAUGUGUCCAUCCAUUGAUCCAAUCCAUUAUCGACACUUGACCUACAUUCGCCUGGACCAAAAUAGGCUAAAAGAACCAAUAAGCUCCUAUGUCUUCUUCUGCUUCCCUUAUAUCCACAGUGUUUAUUAUGGUGAACAAAGAAGACCUGAUGGGCAAAUGGUGCAGCUGAAGACGCAAGUGUUCCGCAGGUUUCAGGGUGACGAUGAAGAAGAAGAAGACGAAGGAGGAGACGGAGAAGGGGAUGAGCCUGAGGGGCAGGAGCAAGGAAGAACAGAAGAGAAUUUUGGUCCUUACUUCUAUUAA